ACGACUUUACUCUUCACAUCUCUACCACCGCAAAUCAUGAAGACAUCUCUGGUCCUCCUUGCCCUCUGUCUGCUGGCUUGUUCAGUUUGGGAGAUCCAUGGGCAAUGCCAAGAGGUUGACCCUGAUGACCAGGAAGUAGUGGAAGCACAGCCGGAAAAGCACAUGGAGCAACAGCUAAAGGGAACCUGCUGGGUGUGUAAGUGGGCACUGAACAAAGUGAAGGAAUCCAUCCCCACUUCCUCUAGCCCGGAGGAGCUAAAGCAGACACUAUUGUCCGUUUGCGAUAAUGUUGGCUUCCUAAAAUCUUUGUGUAAAGUCCUGGUGAAAAAACACUUGUGGGUGCUGAUUGAGGAGCUUAGCACAAGCGAUGACGUGAGGACCAUCUGCGUUAACAUUAAGGCCUGCAAGUGA
Coregonus clupeaformis (lake whitefish) is the source of this 411-nucleotide messenger RNA. Its product is annotated as antimicrobial peptide NK-lysin-like. Lineage: Eukaryota; Metazoa; Chordata; Actinopteri; Salmoniformes; Salmonidae. Gene Ontology annotation, biological process: defense response to bacterium. The record is from RefSeq and is a predicted model, not a curated record. Bases 37 to 411 code for a protein of 124 amino acids. The transcript has 4 exons.